Alosa sapidissima (American shad) is the source of this 2261-nucleotide messenger RNA. RefSeq names its product zinc finger DHHC-type containing 11 (gene zdhhc11). Gene Ontology annotation, cellular component: endoplasmic reticulum; Golgi apparatus. Gene Ontology annotation, molecular function: protein-cysteine S-palmitoyltransferase activity. Bases 381 to 1694 code for a protein of 437 amino acids. The record is from RefSeq and is a predicted model, not a curated record. Lineage: Eukaryota; Metazoa; Chordata; Actinopteri; Clupeiformes; Clupeidae. Gene Ontology annotation, biological process: peptidyl-L-cysteine S-palmitoylation; protein targeting to membrane. The transcript has 11 exons.
CACCUUGCGUCCAGUGAAGUUUUGUCACCAAUUACCGCCUACCACAUAACGCACAUUUAAUAUGGCCAAGUCGCAUAGAGUAAAGAUAGCCUGUAACCUAUUUAGACUUUUGUCAGUAACACAGCUUAUUAAUUUCUGGCCAUAAAGUUAUGUGGUUUUAAAGGUGUUGGGCCAUUGUCAGCGUCAGUGGCUAUAACUACGUCAGGCUAUUUGUUACGCAAAGCUGCGUUUAUGGUGUCACCAUCACAGAGAGUAAAUAAGAAGCCUGGGAUUUACGAGUUCAUUUAGCCUCUAGACAACCGUCUCUCAUUUUGCACGAUAGGACGCUAUCUCAAGGCCUAUUUCACGUGAUUCUCUCGAGCUUCAAGAAAAUACUAUUGAUGAGGUGCUGCGAUCGGCACCUGAGGCGGACCGAACCGGCCCCAGGGGGCAGCCGCAACGAGCUGGUGACCCCUCCGCCGCGCUCUCGCCGCAACGGCUGGUCCGGGAAACCGGAGAGCCUGCAGCUGAUUUCCUAUUUGACCUACACGUACUUCGUUAUCGUUGGAUUUGGCAUCUUCAUUCCACUGCUGCCCACCCCAUGGGACUUGAUGGCCUAUGGUCUGCUUGGAUUUCUCUUUAUUGUUCAUCUAGUUACCCACAUUGCAUCUGUGACCAUAGACCCAGCAGAACCCAGUGUGCGCGCUAGAAACUACUCCACUACCUUGCCGACCUUUGACAAAAAUAAACACGAACAUGUCAUCUGUGACCUACACUGUAAAAUCUGUGAUAUUGAUGUGGGCCCUCGAGCCAAACACUGCAAGACUUGCAACAAAUGUGUUACAGACUUUGACCACCACUGCAUAUAUCUGAAUAAUUGUGUGGGAAGGAGGAACUACUGGUUUUUCUUUGUGACCGCGUUGACUGCUGCUAUUGGAGUGUUGCUGCUGCUUCUCAUUGUUCUCUUCAUCUUCAUUGAGCACUUUUUGAACGCAGCCGUACUCCGCACCGCGCCUCAGUUUCAGGGUCUGAAUAACUCCACGUGGUUGGUGUUCCUACCGCUGGCUCCUGUGCAGACCAGCUCUGCUGGACUCUUGGUAGUAAGCAGCUUCACCAUUAUACUGGCGCUGGUUUACUUUCUGGUUUUGGUUCACCUGCUGGGAUUUCAUAUAUUUCUCUUGACAAAGAAGGUUACUACAUAUGAGUACAUUAUGAAAAAGCGGCAGGCACGGAACAAUCGUGAUGUAGUAUCGGGGCGGAAGCAAUCCCGACCCACAAGUGCAGAAUCAGCAAAGCCACAGCCUUCUGUGAAUGUAUCUGUGGACUGUGAAUCACCUAUGCCUAGUCUGACCAGUCAAACCAGUCAUAGCAGUGCGGAGUACGAGGAUGAGAGGAAAGAACUUGCCGCACGUCUCUCUAUGACUAUUUGUGCAGAGCUGCGGCAUCUUCAGAUUUUGUCAUCACCUGGCCCGAACAAUUACUACAGCACUAGAGCAUCAACUGAGAUGAUGCCAGGUAUGAGGGCCCUCAGUGAGUCCCUCAGCUGGACUGGACAACAGCAGGUGGUGGUGAAUGGAGAGCAGGGCAAUGAGAUGUCCACUGAAGCGACUCCUGUUAUCCAGAACCCCCUGGGCAGCUCUGUCAUAGGCACCGCAGCAGUAGAGCAGCAGCUGAGUGUGGACGCAAGGUCUGAGUCGGCCCUCUCCAAGCAGUGAGGGAAGUGCCUCGGCUCGACCGGAAACCUUCUUGACCUGGACCCUAAUGGUUAUUUGACAAUGGAUACGACUACUGAUUCUGAAUAUGGAUGAUGAUUAUGGAAUAUGGCUGACCAGAAGAUAUCGAUAGAUAUUAUUUUACCUGAAUCGUGAUGAUUUUUUGAAAAUGGAUAUGACUACUUAUUCUGAAUUUUGACGAUGAAUAUGGAUUAUGGAUGAACAGAAAAUAUUGAAAGAUAUUUUUGGACCUGGACCCUGAUGGUUUUCUGACAAUGGAUACGACUACUAAUUCUGAAUUUUGACGAUGAAUAUGGAAUAUGGCUGACUGGAAGAUAUAUAUACAAAAUAAUUUUGUAAUAUAUUGAGUAUUUUGGAAAAAUGGAUAUUUUUUCAUGGAUAGAAGUUUACACUGAUCUUUUCAAGCGUGGAACCUGACUGGAAGCAUCUUGCACCUUCAUUUAUUAACUUCAUGAUGAAUGCAUACUUGAAUCUUUUUUUUAUCAUUUUUUUUUUUUUUUUCAUUUUUAACUUGAACUGUAGAAAAAUAAAUGUCUUGACAGCAAGUAA